AUGUCUCAAAGAAGCCUUACACAAAAGAAAACUUGUUUUUCUAUGUCUAUCUGUGAUAAACACUUGGGCAGGAAAAGAAGUGCAGAGAGUUCAAGAGAACCGAGCAAUAGCAGAAUAUUACAAUCAUUUGACGAUAUUCAUGGCACACUAGUUUUGGGAUUAAACGAAUCUACAGAAAAUAAAAAUGGAAAUUUCGAUUUAGGGCAUAAAUCAGUGCCUGGUGAUAAUUCCAAGUUGGAAGGUAAGAAAGGGAAAUGUGAAAAAAGUGAAUUAGAAAAAAAAAUAGAGAGUUCCGACAAAUCCAAUGUACUACGCGUAAUUGGUGAUAUUAACAGUGCGAAGUUAGAGCAAACGAUUGUGAACAGUGAAAAAUCUAAAUUGGCAGUUAAGCCCAAGAGUUGUAAAAAUUGUGAUUUGGCGCAAAGUUGUAGAAAAGGUAAUAAUACACCUAGCACACAUUUUACCAGGGGAAGUAGAAUCUUAGCUCACUAUGAAAUGAACUAUGAACCACAUGUUCCAGGAGGAAGUAAACAUGUACCGCCUUAUAAUAAUAAAUAUCAUGAGCAGCAUAUCGGAGCAGGUAAUAGUGGAGCUGCGUAUCCAAAUAAUUAUGGGUCCAACUUUGUAGUACAUAGAAAUGAUCCAGGUCAUGGAGCACCCUACGAUAAUCAAUUUAAUGGCGUGAUGAAAAUAUUAUCAGAUUGUAAAGAGACAUGUGAAUCACAGUUCGAGGGAAUGGAAGAAACCACCCUCAUUACAAUAGCUACUACGGAAAUCAGUACAGAGAAAGGGGUCGAAAUCAACUACCUUACAAUGACUAUUAUGCAGAACACCAUACAAGAGGAAGGGGAGGAAGAAAUGAACCACAUUAUAGUUAUAAAUACCAAUAUCAGAAUGCAGGAGAUGGAUCGAAUCAGUCAAUAUGGUGAGGGGAAUAUAAACCAAUCUAAUUAUGAUAACUAUUACGAUGAACAUCAUUACUCAGGAGGAAGUGCACCCAUUUAUAAUGAAAAGUAUGAUUCUCAGUAUGGGGAAGGAAAUACCAACCAAUCCAAUUACAAUGCCUAUUACAAUGAACAUCACUAUUCAGGAGAGAAUGCACCCCAAUAUAAUAGCUACGAAUCGCAGUAUGCAGGUGGAAAUGACAACCAUCCCAAUAAUAGUGGCUAUUACGAAGCAUCGUAUGCUGGUGAAGGGGCAAAUACAACAGAUUAUAACGACACUGCUGGGUUGGACUAUGUACAGUCGGAACAAAGCACAUCUGGAUAUACUCAGAAUUAUGGCCCUAAACAGGGAGAGCUACAAAAUUACAUGUAUGGUGGUGGGCAUAAUUAUGGGCCUCAGCAGAGAGAGCCACAAAAUUACACGUAUGGUGGUGGGCAUAAUUAUGGUCCUCAACAGGGAGAGCCACAAAGUAACGCUUCUUACGAGGUAAAGAACAUUGAACCUGAAACGAAGUUGUUGAAAAAGGAAAUGCCAAGUGUUGCAGAUUCCGCUAAAAAGGAAAUGCCCGAUUUAAGUGCAGAAAAAGAGGUGCCAGAAAAUAAAAAGGAUUUACAGCCAGAACUGGUACGAGAAGAAAAUAAAUUAGAUGACAAAAAAAGUAACACCUCAUCGAUAGUAUCACCUAAUAUUCCGACGUUACAUCAUAGGGGCAAUUCCGAGUCAAGAAUUGCUGCAGAGAAAAAACCUAUGCCAAACCCUAGAAUGAACAUCCAUUCGGGGAACACUGCAAUAAGAAAAGAUAUAUCUGGGGGUAAAUCGGUUCAAGAAGGGGAAAGUGCAAAAUCGGAUAGUAGAGGCACUCACGAUUUGCAUAGUUCUAUAUUAAAAAAAAAUACGUCUGACACUAAACUGAAUGUUGAAACCAAAACGGAUAAAACUGAACAUGCGACAAGCGGAAGUAAGGAGAAGCUCCAUUUGUCAAACAUGUCAAUAAAAAAAAGCCCAGAGGAGAGCAAACAGCAUUUUGACUCCAAAAUAUAUAAGCUAGAAAAUAAAACGACGGGACAAAGGGAAAAUUCUCCAAUGCCCAAUGCAGGGCUGAAAAAAAAACCUUCUGAUGGUAAACUACAUCUUGAUUCCAAAACGGAUAAAACGGACAAUGCGAAAACUGGAAGUAAGGAAAAGUUGCAGGUACAAAAUACAGGAAUUAAAAAAAAUACAUCAGACACUAAACUGAAUGCUGAUGCGAAAAAUGAUAAACACGAUAGCACGAAAAAGGGAAGCAAAGAGAAACCACCUGAGAUCACAGAAGUGAAAAAAAAUUCAUUAGACGGUAAGAUCAAUUCUGAGGAAAAAACUUAUAAAUCAGAAAGCAAGACUGCAGGAAAUGAAGAAAAUUCGUCAGUGCAUAGUGCAUUAUUAAAAAAGAACACAUCGCAUUAUAAAAAACAUGGUGAAUCGAAGGAAGCAGAAUUAAAACAUAGUUCAAGUGAUAAAAAAAUGGAUGGGUCUAAGAGUGAACAAUUGGAAAGUGAUGUAACAGGUAGUAAAACUGUGGAGAGUGGUUCAGAUGAGAGUUUGAAUAAUCCGCAUGAAAGUACGACGGAGAAAAAAUCGAAAAAAAAAAACACUCGUUUAGAGAAUUGGCACAUAAAAUGA
Molecule: messenger RNA, 2604 nt
Organism: Plasmodium cynomolgi strain B
Lineage: Eukaryota; Apicomplexa; Aconoidasida; Haemosporida; Plasmodiidae
Exons: 4
Coding region: 1-2604 (867 amino acids)
Source: RefSeq, a predicted model, not a curated record